Molecule: messenger RNA, 237 nt
Organism: Brugia malayi
Lineage: Eukaryota; Metazoa; Nematoda; Chromadorea; Rhabditida; Onchocercidae
Exons: 4
Coding region: 1-237 (78 amino acids)
Source: RefSeq, a predicted model, not a curated record
AUGUAUAUGGCCAACAUAUCGGUUGGUAGUUCUAGUCCUGGCACUGCUGAUCCCAUCAAUCCUUUUGUUCUCGCUGGAAUUGUAUUGCCAUGGAUUGCAUUGAAUGGCUUUUUGAAGCCUCAUUCAGAAAGAAUAUCGUUCGCUGAGCAUAGAUUUCGCAUCUUCUUACAAUUCUGUACAUUUGUUACAGUUCUUUCGGUAGCAACAAUGAUGCGUAGGAAUAAAUCGCGACACUGA